Cuscuta epithymum is the source of this 1287-nucleotide messenger RNA. The record is from the annotation of a GenBank genome assembly. Lineage: Eukaryota; Viridiplantae; Streptophyta; Magnoliopsida; Solanales; Convolvulaceae.
AAAAAAUCGGCCUUUUGAAGGAUUAUAAAAGUUAAUCUGGUCGUGAUGCUUCGCACAAUUAGAGAGAGGGAAGGAGAGAGAGACUGGAUCGAGUUUGUUAAUGGGGCGUGAAAUCGAGCUUGAUUGUGGCAGCGAUGCAGUGGAGGAGGAGAAGAUGGUUGAAAUCAAUGUGAGAUUAAUCGGCCCAUGGCCGCCUUCUCGCAUUGCCGUUCCUUCUUCCGUCAAAGUGCAUGAUUUAAGAAAAUUAAUUGCCAAAAUUCACCAUUUGCCUGUUGAGGCUUUGAAGCUUGUUUUACAAGGAAAUGUGUUGCAUGACAACCAAAACGGAGAUGAUAUCAUAGUUCAGCUCAAAAGUGGAGAUUCUUUGACAAUUGCUGUGAAACCAAAGUCUCCUGCCAAUCAUUUACGAGAUGAAUUCGACAAUGAUGAAGACGAGCUGGCCCGUUAUUUUUGGUGGUUUUUAGAAGUUUCAUCUGCCACAGUCAAGUAGUUGGUGGAAAAAGAAGUUUUUCUUUGUAUUACGGGAUAGAUUGAAGCUUCCAGAUAUGUUUUUGAUGGCAAUUUUCUCAAUCAGCUUGAAGAUCUGGGCAAUCAUUGUUGUUUGGUUUAUUCUGGCACCUAUUGCUCAUAGAUUUGACAUUGGACCAUUAUAUGUUUGUGUAGAUGAUAGAGAAAUGAGAAGAGCCACAAAUUAGUUACUUUAAUGGGAAAGUGGUCAAGUUUUUGGGACAACCAAAAAAGGAAAGUUGGCAAAGUCCAAUAGGAUGAAAGGAGUACGCAUAAAGCUGCCAUACUCUUUGGUUUUCCUGUCAUAAUCUCAUUUCACAAUUCAUCUGAUACUUGGGACUGGAUUUGGAAUUAUUUUCUAUAAUCUGGGACAACGGCAGCAUGGGGAACUCAGUGCCUACUCUAUAUUCAAUGAAGAUUUCAGAGAGCUUCCUGGAACUCUCAAUGCGGAUCACUUAGACAGAGACAUUAGGGCAGGUCGGCUUUGAACACCUUAAGUUGACAUGUUGAACGCGUAAAAUAUUCCAUGAGACAACCAUCACUUGCUGAUUAGUUAGGGGCAUAUGGCUAUCAUUGUCUAUUUGUCUAUCAUCAUUAGUUUGGGGUUACAGACAUGCAAUUGUGGAACUUUGCACGUGAUUUUAAAAUACAAUACACGGCCUUCUUUCUGUAGCCCUACAAUUUUUCAUGGUCUAUAAAAGUCAAGAUAUACUUAUUUUGGUGAUGAAUGCGUUGUGGGCUUCUAUAGGUCGUACUUAUUUCUUAAUGAGUGUUUAUUUU